ACAAACAGCAGUCAGUCAGUAACCAGCAAAGCGCAUUGGGUCGUCGUCGUCGUUAACUCGUCGGUUCACGAUAGUGUUGUAGUAUUUCAGCAAACGCAACAGAAGGAAGAGAACCCCAGUUCGAGAUUUGCUGGGAAAAGUGCAAAAUUUGUCCCGUUUAUCAGCGUUUUUCGCGUCCCAAAUCGCGAUGGAGGUGGAAAGCAACGUCAUCAAGGACGAUUCCUCCCGAGGCAGAAUCAGAGGUGUUGCUGGUCAGCACCACCAUAAAGGUGGUACCAAGAGCCACCAUGCGAGCAAUGUCAACACUGGCAAUACCGUCACGGUCAAAGUUGGUCUGAAUAUGAACAUCUGCAGACUGUGCCUGACGGAGGGUACGGUCAAUUCACGAUUGCAACCGGUUUACUACACUAAGGAUACCGCGGACGAGCCACUGCUGCAGAAGAUUCUGGAUCUCACCACGAUACAGGUAACAUACGCAACGGAUUUUCCUUCGUCUGUAUGUAUUAACUGCAAGGCAAAACUGGAGGAGUACAGUCACUUCCGCCGACAGUGCAUAGAAAAUGAUGAACUCCUACGGAUGAAGUAUUACGAAAUCAAAGCUGCUGAAGAUUACCACCUUCAACAACAGCAGCAGCAGCAACAGCAACAACAGCAGCUACACCAGAAUCAACCAAUCGAACACGAAAUCGUAGAGGAAGUCAAAGCUGAGGAAUACAUCGACGAUACCGACGAUAUCACGCUGGCCAUCGAUGAAUCGGCCGAUGCAGAUGAAGAAUUUCAAGAAGAUAGCGAUGAACAACACCAGCAGCAACAGGGGCAAGUGGUUGAACAACAAACGAUCCAGUACGUGGCGGCUGAUGGCACUAUGACCGAGUAUGUUGAAUCGGGCGAUGUUAGGACAGUUUCCAGCUCUUCGCAGCAACAACAAAUUCACAUCAGUGGAUACAGCGAAGGAGAGACUAUACAAGCUGGCGAGGCACACGAAAUUUACUACACUGAUGGCAACGACACCUACGCAAUUCAAACGACGGCCGAGGGCUACGUGAAUGCUGCUAACUAUGUUCCCCAGGGGUAUGAUAAUCAAACUGAAAUCGAGUGCACGACCAUUGAACACCUCCCGGAAGAGGAAGUUUAUAUGGAAGAGGGAGGUGAAGCUGGAGUUGGAAGCGCUAUCACUCCACGGGGAGUUCACGAUCGACCAUUUGUGUGCAAACACUGCAAAACUAGCUUCAAAUACGAGUACAACUAUGAGAGACACAUGAAGAAUCAUGCGAAAGUUCUUUACAGGUGCGGCAAAUGCUCAAAAACAUUCACCAAGCAGAGAAAGUGUCAACAGCACUUCCUGAAGGCCCAUUCCUCUCAGCGGUACGAGUGCGAUAUCUGCUUCAGGACAUACAGUCUACCAACACGUUUGGAGAAUCACGUCAUCGAAAUGCACUCGGAAAAUGGAAUCUACAAAUGCGAUCGAUGUACAGAGACCUUCACCUCCUAUCUAGAUUUCAAAUCUCACCGCAACAGCCAUCACAGUAUUAACGGGUCCAAUGCCGCAACUGUGAUUGCCCAGACCGUGGAACAACAACGACCGCAAACCAUUCAGCAGAUUCAAUCUCCUCAGCCUCACAUAGCGCCUCAUACGACCACGUCCGUCAGUACACGCUCCUCGGUGUCGGAUAACUGCGAUUUCGAAGUUAUGAUCGACGAAACCAAGAUCCCCAAACCGGCGACCGGAGCCGAUUCUGGUGACGAAAAACGACCACUUGUGGUGAACGCUAGCAGUUCCACCCAGGAUCAGGAUAUCAUUCUGAUUGACGAUGAAGCAGCGUCCGCCAGUGCGGCGAACAACAACAACAUCAACAAGCUCCCUACAGCAACGGUAGUAGUCUCCACAAGUACCAACAGUGUCAUCAGUGGGGGGAAAAUAGUGACCACAACCAGUGCUGGUACCGUCGUAACCAAUGCACUGGCCGCAGCGCAGCCAAUCGUCAGUAGUGUGCAACAACCGCCGCCAGCGACGACGGCCACGACGGUCAUUACGAAUGGUAUCGAUAAGAAUAGCAUGCAUCGGCAGUUGCUGCAGCAGAUCGAGGAAAGUGAAGCCAACUCGACGGGGCCCAAAAUCUACAAGUGUGACAGCUGUACGAAGAAUUUCGUACACUUGAACAACCUGAAGGCGCACAUCUACGCGGAACAUGACAACGACAAACCUUUCAAGUGCAAACUGUGCCCCAUCUCGUUCAAGACGAAGGAGAUCCUAGUGAUGCAUAUGGUAUUACAUUCUCAGCACAACACGGCAACUUAAGAUUGUGCGGACUGCGCUUAAGCUGUGCAUCAACAAUCCAAGAUGUUUUUAAAACUAAGGAAUGCAAACCAACAAUGUUAUUUAAACAAAUCUCACAAGGAAAAUUUUCUAACCCUUAAAAGGAAUUUUUCUCCUUCCUAUCUAAAUAUAUGUAGCAAAUGAACAAAAUUAAAACUAUUACAAACACCCACACAUGUAAUACAAAAACCCAAUCGUAAUACAAUAUAUUACAGACGCAUAGAAUGCUUUCAAAUAGAAACAAAAAUCACAAGGAAAAAACAAAACAGGAUAGCGAACUAAAAUUAUAACUUCUGUAUAAAAAAGUGAAAAUAACUAUUAGUAGUUAGUAAGAAAGUACUAGAAAAAGUGACGAUGAUUUCCUUGUUUCAGUUUUUUUUUUCAUAGAAACUUUAAUAUAUUUUUAUUUAUGCGAAAUUUCAUGUUUUCUACGUUUAAGUUUGUCCUCGAAUAAAAUCGAAAAAAAAAUCAAAAAACGGCUCGCUUGCAAUAGUAGUUGCUCAUAGGAUUAUUUUCGUAACGUUAGUAUUGUUCUCGUAAAUAGAUAAGUGAUCCCUUCCCUAGAACGUAAGUUUAAAACUUGCUUCGGAUGGUGCUUUCUCCUCCCGAGAUCCCUUUUAUCAUACACGAUUCAUGAAUCGCUAAUCUCGCUCUCAUGUAAGUAGUCCUUUUUUAAUGAUAAAACAGAAGAUUUUCCUAUAGUUGGAGGUAAGACGAGUUUGAGUUAAGAUGGUGUGUGAAAUGUAAUCACAACUGAGUUGUUAAUUAAACGAGGGACACAAUUUUGAUUUCCUUAAAAGUAUGUUGCAGUUUUGGAGCCAAGUGUGAAUGUGUAUAAAAAUGUUUGGAAUCGGUUCUUCCAAAAUAAAACUAAAAUACCUAUCGAAAUGCUUGAUUCAAUGCGUGUAAAGAGAGAUAAGUACUUUCUUUUAAAUUCGUUAGAUUGCAAACAAAUGUGAAUCAAAAAAUCCCUUCUGUAAUGUGAUCGAUGUGAUCUGGCUAUAGUUUAGGAAUGUUAAUUUUGUAUAUGAUUUUAAAUAUUGAAUGCGACAGUUUUCCAAGCAGAACAAACAAGUUAUUUUUAAUUAAAACUACAAGAUCACUAGAAACUGUUCUGUUGCAAUAGCUGUGAGAAAGAGAGUGUGAGAAUAAACUACGAAAUAUAUGUAAGUGAAGACCGUGCGAAAGGGAGUUGAUUUUCGAUAUAUUUUAUUGUCACUGUUAGGUGAAGAGAUUGGAGUGUCUGAUGCGAGUUUCAUAGUGAGUAAAAAAAAUGCGGAACUUACUUCGCUAAAAAGUAGCAAACCGACUACAUUUCGUUACGUUAAUGUUGCUUUUUAUUUUUCGCCCCAUUUUUUGGAUCAUUUCGUUUAUCAUCAUCGUUGAAUGCAUAAAGAACAAAACAUUAUUUAGGUAGACUUGCGCACUGAGUUUGCUAGUGCUUAGAAAAUUAUUAACCGUCGAGUGACGAGGGUUAAUUUAUGACACAAAACCAGAAUGAAACUGAUUAAAAUAGGAAAAUUGAAACUAAAUUAUGAGAAUUCUCGAAGUUCUUGAAUGUCGCCAUGAAAUAUGAAUAUAAAGUGUUCCAAAAAUA
Aedes aegypti (yellow fever mosquito) is the source of this 3914-nucleotide messenger RNA. RefSeq names its product zinc finger protein 236. Bases 188 to 2299 code for a protein of 703 amino acids. Gene Ontology annotation, cellular component: nucleus. Gene Ontology annotation, biological process: regulation of transcription by RNA polymerase II. Gene Ontology annotation, molecular function: DNA-binding transcription activator activity, RNA polymerase II-specific; RNA polymerase II cis-regulatory region sequence-specific DNA binding; zinc ion binding. The record is from RefSeq and is a predicted model, not a curated record. Lineage: Eukaryota; Metazoa; Arthropoda; Insecta; Diptera; Culicidae. The transcript has 4 exons.